This is a messenger RNA of Biomphalaria glabrata, 2532 nucleotides long. RefSeq lists its product as uncharacterized. Bases 141 to 1319 code for a protein of 392 amino acids. The record is from RefSeq and is a predicted model, not a curated record. The transcript has 14 exons. NCBI's taxonomy places the organism in Eukaryota, Metazoa, Mollusca, Gastropoda, Planorbidae.
CAGAGUCAAACCGGAAAUGCUAAUGCUUUUUUUUCAAUUGGAACUACAACUAUACUAGCCUGUGCUUUUGGAUUAGUAUUGGUCUUAACAUCAAGUAAAUCUAGAAUUUCGCGAUUCAUUCACCAGAUUGCUGAGUAGACAUGAUGACUAAAAUAUAUAAAUGUGUAUCUGCAGCCGUUUUCUUCAUGAGUCUUUGUGUUUUUAAAACCGGAACAGAUCAAAACAAUGUAGAUCCAAUUAUCAAUAAAAAUACCUCACAAGACGCCAUUGAACUAAAAGAGACUACCGCGAAGGUAAAUGGCACAGUCACAGAGGAAAACACUGCAGAUCCAAUUAGCAGUAAAAUUACCAAACAAGACGCCAAUUAUAAAGAAGAAAGUACUGUAGACCAGACCGAGGCAGUGACAAUAACAUCAGACGUGGUUGUCACUGAUGUAUCCAAACAGGAAGCCAAUGGAGAUGAUGCUUUCCUGUUGCUGUUUCCGCUUGUAGCAAAUCCAGAGGAUGAAGGACCUUAUACAAGCGAGAUGACAGCAGUGGUCACACGAAACGAUAUUACGAUUAAAGCAAAUGUGUCAACCGAACGCAGGAAAAAGCAGCCACCUGACACAAUCACAAAAGAGAAUAAUGUGAACAAUGACGCUACAACUGAAUCAUCUGCAGUCAACGAAGCUACAAAAGCAGAGAAUACUAAAAAAGAUGUGACAGAAGCAGUUGUGCCAAACAACGUGGCUACAAAAGAAGAGACUGUUCGGAAAGAUGGGACGCCACACGCUGUGGCAACCGCCGGCACCAAAAAAACUGACAAGAAAGAUGUCGUGACACAACCAGCUGUUGUAACCAAUGCUACACAAAAGACUGAACCUAGAGGAAAUGUGACAGAACAAGCUGUGCCAACCGAUGGUUCAUCAAUAGGUCCAAGCAAGGUCACCCCAAGGCCAAGUUCGCCAUUAGUUAACAAAGAAACUCUUGCUCCUCCAUGCAUAAGUAAGGAUUCAGGUAAUCGUCGCUACGUGCUUUACCUUAACGAGGUUAGGAGAGACAUAACCAGCACGACUUGUGACAUUCCCACCUACGCUAGGACGACCGAGCUGAACCUGAGGUUGUGCGUCAUGAACGCCACACUGAGCUACUCCAUCACCAUCGAGACUGAGAACGUCAAGUACCAGUUCAGCCCAAGGAUGGACACGUGCGUGACAUGCCUGUUCUCCUACAGCGACAUCAAGGUCAUGACCUUCCUCAGCAUUGUCUUUGCGGAGCUGGAAGGCUGCGAGCAGGUGGAGAAGAGAAGCUGCACCGUCAAGAGGAUUGAUUGGUGAAGAGGGGCAAAGGGGAAGUAACACGGGAAACACAACAGAGGGGAGAUAAAUUUGGUUCGAGAAAGUAAAAAAAUAGGGGCGGGGGACAAAUUAAGAUAGAUUGUAAGAAGCAGGGCCGGAUUUAAACAUGUGGAGGUUCCGUGGCAAGAUUUUAUGGAGACCUCUACUAUUUUUCGAAAGCUGUAAUAAAAAUGCUGUAACCAAAUGAAAAGUUAAUGGGAAAAAAUGAUUUGACACAAAGAUUUAAAUGAACAGAUUAAUUUAAUUGGAGAGACAUAACCAGCACUACUUGUGACAUUCCCACCUAUGCUAGGACGACCGAGCUGAACCUGAGGUUGUGCGUCAUGAACGCCACUUUUCCUUUCUUUGUCCCAUUUUAGGCACAGUAUAAUCUGUUUGCCUUGUAUAAGUCAAUCUUCAAAUUCAUUUUUCAAUUCUCUAAAAUUAUUUAUUUUUAUUUAAAAAAAAAUAGAUUUCAUAAUACUUUCGCAAAUUAAUAGUUAUUUAAAAAUAAAUAGUUAUUUAAAACCCUUAAAAUAGAAACUGUACGUUUUGAUCCAAUCAAUGGAAAUAAUUGAAGAGGUGGCAUAUAAUAGGUUCUUAUGCAAAUAAUUACAAAAUUGAUUUUUUAAAAUUAUUAAACAUUUUUUCGUAUAUUAGAAAAAUCCUUUCCCUAGCAAUCAGAUGUGUAGAUUAGCAUCUGAUAAUGCAUGGUAUUUACAACAACGAACAGGCUAUCGAUGGAUAGAUAGAUAGAUUUAAACAUUACAUGCUAACAGAAUUUAUCACUAUUCAAAUAAAAAGGAAAUCUUUUUCUUUAGUUUAAACCUAAUACCUAAUUUCCAAUUUCAUCUCCCCUUGUUUGUGUAAAAACGAUUUGUUGCAAGGGACCUCCUGCUCAAAGCCCUUGACUAGUUGUCUAACGAUUUCAAAGUUCAUAUCCAAUCCAUAUUUUCUUUCGUUUCUCUUUAACGCAGUAAAAUAAAAAGUUGCACUUUAGAAACGAAAAUAUGUAACUUUGAGUAAAUGUGACAAUGUUAAGAUGCCCUGAAUUGAAUCAAGUGUAUCUAUUUGAAAAGCAAUUGUGCGUUUUAAUAUUUAUUUAUGGACUGUUGUAUUUAGUAUUUGUUUCGAUGUGAUAUGGUAAUGGUGUCAUUUUAAUAGUUUCAAUUUUUUUAUAAAUAUAACAGUAAAAAUUUAUAAAAUAAAAGAG